Oncorhynchus keta (chum salmon) is the source of this 3944-nucleotide messenger RNA. Its product is annotated as coiled-coil domain-containing protein 157-like. The coding region runs from base 141 to 1124 and encodes 327 amino acids. The transcript is spliced from 6 exons. The record is from RefSeq and is a predicted model, not a curated record. Lineage: Eukaryota; Metazoa; Chordata; Actinopteri; Salmoniformes; Salmonidae.
CCCCCACCCCAUGUCUGAUGUUUUAGGAGCAGAAGGAGAGAGCCCAAGUUAUCUAAUUGUUGUGAACAGAAAAACUGCGAAACAUUGUCCUUUCUUUGUCAGAGUGUGAGAGAGAUGAGCUACAUCAGGAAGUGAAGACCAUGCAGGCAGAGAAAGAGGCACGGAGUAAAUUAGAGGAGAAGACACAAGUGCUGGAGGCUCAACUGUCCACUACUCAGCUCUUACUUGACAAGGAGAAAUCCAAGUACCAGAAUGCUUGUCGCCAACAGGAGUCACUGCAGGCCAAGCAGAGGUCUCUGCUGGAGCGAGUGGAUGCUCUGGACCAGGAGUGUGAGGAGCUUCAGGAACAGUUGGGGAAGAGUGAGGACCGACAGACAGACCUACAAGAACGACUGACACACAUCUCAGAGGAGAAGGACCAACUUGAAACCCAGCUCACCCAAGAACAGGCUUUGUGUUCUGAGCUUCAGCAGGAGAAGCAGAGACUGGAGAGUCACGUGAGUGAGCUGAAAGACAGUGUGAAUCAGUUGAGAGGAGAGGUGCAGGAGUUAGCCCAGAGGGAGAGGCUGCUGGUGGCGUUCCCGGAGCUCAACCCCCUGCCUCAGGGAUCUCCACAGAGCACAGGGGAUGUGUUGGGUGAUAUGGAGCAACAGUUACAGGCUAACUAUGUUCGGAUUAGGGUUCUGGAGCAGGAGAAUAGCACCCUGCACAGUAGCCUGGUGAAGCUGAGGGAUAGAGCUCAACUAGGAGCCUCCAUGGUGGAGUCCAAGAUUACCUGCCCCAGCAGCUGUGGAUUCACCCAGUCUCUGCCUGACACACCCAGCGAGAGCCAGCUAAAACCCACCCCCUAUGUACAACACAGCCCUUUUCAGACCUCCAGUGCAGGAUUGUUGAAACAUGGAGUGAGGAAGAAGGGAGCAGAUGAAGGGGCCGUCCCUAUGGAGAUGAGGCCUCGGGAUCACUUGUCCACCGCUACCUCGUCACUCUCUGCCACCUCCACUACAUCUCUGGUGCACCAGCAGACCCUCCGGCUCUCCCUAGACACCAGUGCAGCCAGAACCUACACAAGGAUACGCCAGGCAUCCAGAACCCGCUCUGUUUGCAUGCACCAGAGGAAGAAGUGAAUCCAGCACUUGGUGAUCAACCUCAUGGUGACAAUUUUUGGAGCAUAACAAUGCUCAAAGAGGCGGGGGCUGAAAGAGGCUGUUGUUUAAAGUGUAUGUCAGGCAUCUCCAUAAGGAGACUGUGAUAAGACACAGAUGAUUUGGGCAGAGAAACAAUACAGCUAAGCUGUAGAGUUCAGGAUCUUUGUCAACAUUGAUCUGGCUUGAAGUCACUAUUCAUCUGAAAAUUAAUUUGCAAUCAUACACAACACAACUGUGGUGUCAUGUUUUUUAUUUCUUGAAAUGUUGUGUUAAUCAUUUUUCUGCACUGAAUCCAGUGUUGGGGAGUAGUGCAUUUUGUAGUAGCUUGGUGGUAGUUGAACUAAAUUCUCAUCUUGGUAGUGUUUUAAGUAGUAUUUAACUUUUUCCGCCAUGUAGCGGUGUAGCUAACAACUGGAACUACCCACAACCUUUUAGCAAAAAUAAUCUAUGGGUGAAGUAGACCAUUUUCUACUUUUUCGGCAUCAGACCUUCCUAAUUCUCACUUGAAACACAGUUUGUGUUUAAUUGGCUAAAUUACAAAUUCUGUUAACAUCUGACUAGAGUGAUCUGUUCUUGCAAUUUGUCAUCUAUGACAUUUCAAAUUAAGAUAUGAUAAUUUAUCACAAAGUAGUUUGGAUGUAGUUAACUUGUAAGUGAGGACUUGGUGGACUGUAUAUUCUUUAGGUUAGGUUUUACUUUAUGUGUUCGUUACCGUGUGAAGGUAAGGGCACAGAUGACAGACAGGUAGGAUUGCAGUUGAGGUGGUUAAAUAACGCUGAAGAUGCACAGGCACGAAACUGCACCGCACAGUGUAUGUAGUAUGGAUGGGCUAAGGCACUUAGUGAUCUGGCAACUUGCUUCAACCAAAGUGUGUGUGUGUGUGUGGGGGGUAUGUCAACAAGGACACACACUGGCCUUGGCUAACACAUUGAAAGCUAACUGGUGGGAAGAGACAAGGAUGGCUGGAACUUUCUCUCACUUGACUACUCUCGGGCUGAUCUCUGAGCUGGAGAUCGCCCAGCAUGCUCUGCUCCACUUCACCGGUGGGCAGAGCUACAGCUCUGAUAUGACUAACUAACAUUACUGAUGUGAUUAACUACAAUAAUUCAGCUACUUUGAAAAAAAUAGUUAAGUAAACUAUAUUUUUCUAAAGGAUAGCUUUAGUGUAGAUUAACUUAUACCAUUGUGAAGUAAUUGGCAGCUUGGUAAACUAUAUUUUCAGAGUAGUUUCCCCAACACUGUUUGAAUCACACAUUUGUAUUUGCUUCUCCCAAAUGCACUUAGCACAAUUAUCCACAAGGAGGUAGUGAAACAGUUAUCUGGUUUGGAAGGUAAAGCAAUAAUAAACUGAGCAUAACAAGCCCAUUAAAGCCCAUAAAUGAUUUAAACUCAUGAAUAAAGAAUGUGCUCAAGCACAACCUGCAAAAAUAAUUUUAAAUAUCUUAAAAUUGUCAGCCUAAAACAGGGAGAGGCCUCCUAGGUAAAAGACAAGUCAUGGUGACAACCUGGUGUGGCUCUGUGUGUUUACCUGAUUGGAACUCUAAUUGGGAAAAAUACGUGCUCCGUCUGGGAUAUAUUUUUAAACGGUCAUCCAACUCGGAAUUCCAAGUCGGAAACUCGGAGCUCCGACAUUCCAACCUGAAAAUCACUGACGUCAUGAUUAAAAUGUUUUUUUUUAGUUUUGAUUUCCCAGUUGUCUUGAAAGCACCAUAAAGCCUUCUAAAGCCGGUAUCACUUUUUUACAUGGAGAAUGAAAGUAUGCAGUUGAGAGUAUGAUGUUGACAUGAUCAGUUCAAUCAAAGUGACUGUAGAUAUAACGUGAUUUGAUGUAAUUUUAUCUGUGGCCAAUGACCUUGAGCCUUCUUGGAUGGGAACUUCUAAUGUAACGCUAUGGCAGCACCCAAGGGGCUUGAAUUGUCGAGCUCUCCCAGUAGAUUUUCGGGUGACGUAGUUUCCCCAUGAGUGACAGAACUCUGAGCCAAUCACGGAGCAACUAGAUAACGCUGGCUGCCCCACCACCACAGAAAGCGCUGAGCUAGGCUGAAACCUGCAUUUUGGAGCUGCCUUACUCAAGAAAGCAAAAAAGAGACCAUGUUUGUAUUCGGCUUUAUUAACUCAAUGUUGUUCAAUGUUGUUUUGUGUGACACGUAUUAAUGCCAAAAUCACAUGCAAAACAGGCAACUAAAAAAAACUCUGCCUCACAUGCCAUGAAUGACAGGUCGCCACUGGCUGUGAGUCUUUAUGGGUAAGUCUCUAAGAGCUGUCCGCACCUGAAUUGUGGAACAUUUGCCCAUUAUCAUUUUCUAAAUUCUUUAAGCUCUGUCAAAUUGGUUGUUGAUAUUUGCUAAAUAACCAUUUUCAGGUCAUGCCAUAGAUUUUCAAGUAGAUUUAAGUCACAACUGUAACUCGGCCACUCAGGAACAUUCACUGCCUUGUUAAGCAACUCCAGUGUAGAUUUGAUCUUGUGUUUUUGGUUAUUGUCCUGCUGAAAUUCAUUUCUCAGUGUCUAGUGGAAAGCAGACUGAACCAGGUUUUCAUCUAGGAUUUUGCCUGUGCUUAGCUCCAUUCCGUUUCCUUUUAUCCUGAAGAACUCCCCAGUCCUUAACGAUUACAAGCAUACUCAUAACAUGAUGCAGUCACCAUUAUGCUUGAAAAUAUGGAGAGUGGUAAUUAGUAAUGUGUUGUAUUGAAUUUGACCCAAACAUAACACGUUGUAAUCAGGAUGAAAAGUGAAUUGUUUUGCCAAAUGUUUUGCAGGAUUACUUUAGUGCCUUGUUGCAAACAGGAUUGUUGCAAACA